Messenger RNA from Cherax quadricarinatus, 3344 nucleotides. Its product is annotated as 2-amino-3-carboxymuconate-6-semialdehyde decarboxylase. The record is from RefSeq and is a predicted model, not a curated record. NCBI's taxonomy places the organism in Eukaryota, Metazoa, Arthropoda, Malacostraca, Decapoda, Parastacidae. Gene Ontology annotation, molecular function: carboxy-lyase activity; hydrolase activity. Gene Ontology annotation, biological process: secondary metabolic process. Gene Ontology annotation, cellular component: cytosol; cytoplasm.
GCAUCUCAGACGGUCAAGGACAUGCGAGCCAGCCAGCCAAACAACCUCAGUCUUCAGUGUACUCUGGUGGAGGCUUGACUGUGUUAUCUGCACCCUACACACUAAACAAGCUAGAAGCGACGUAGUAAGAUGCCUUUCCUGAAGCUCGACCUACACAACCACAUACUGCCACACACUUGGCCUAACCUGAAGGAACGUUAUGGAUACUCAGGCUUCAUUCAGCUUGAUCAUACUUCCUGCGCUUCACCAGGAAAGGCCAAUAUGAUAAAAGAUGGUCAGCUCUUCCGUGUGGUUGAGGAGAACUGUUUCAACGCCACGGCUCGUAUACGAGACAUGGACGACACCGGGGUCACUGUACAGGCUCUGUCAACUGUUCCUGUCAUGUUCAGCUACUGGGCCAAGCCAGAUGAUACACUAGAUUUAAGUAGGUUACUGAAUGACGACAUUGCUAAAACAGUGACACAGCAUCCACGUAGAUUUGUUGGCCUUGGCACAGUACCUGCUCAGGCUCCUGAACUUGCUGUCGAGGAACUUAAACGACUUAAGGCUGACCUCCGCUUCAGUGGCAUCCAGAUUGGUUCACAUAUUAAUGACUGGAACUUAGAUGCUAAGGAGCUGUACCCUUUGUGGAAAACUUGUGAAGACCUGGAUCUGUCAGUAUUUGUACAUCCGUGGGACAUGCAGAUGGGAGGACGUCACAGCAAGUUCUGGCUACCAUGGCUGGUAGGGAUGCCUUCAGAAACAACCAUUGCUAUCACCAGCAUUUUAAUGGGCAACAUAUUUGAACAGUUUCCAGGGUUGAAAGUGUGCUUCGCUCACGGAGGAGGGUCGUUCCCCUUCACGGUGGGACGUAUUCAACACGGAUAUAACGUGCGUCCUGAUCUAUGUGCCACCGAGUGUAACAGUCCCCCACGUUCCUACCUGGGCAAGUUUUGGUGUGACAGUCUUGUACAUGAUGCUGACGCCCUCAAGUUACUUAUAAAGGUGAUAGGAGAACGUCGCGUCGUCCUAGGUUCUGACUACCCAUUUCCUCUGGGAGAGCAGCACCCAGGGAAGCUCGUUGAAAGCUCAGAUCUUCCCGAUUCUCUAAAGAAACAAAUUCUGUUUGACAAUGCCCUCGAAUUCCUUAAUCUAGAGGCAUCACAAUUUUCAUAGUGGUAACUUAGCGGCACACUGAAUGGUACUGCAGGUUUAAUAAACUAGACUCGAAAUGGUGAGAGCUUUCACUAGGUUUAAUUAAUUUUUCUUGUAAUCUCAGUAAUAAUCAUAAAUCAUACAUAUUACAGUUUUGUAUUCAACUCUGAUAUUUUAUAUUAUUCUGGUAUGUCUAUGCGCUUCUAGGAAGACAACUAGUGAAUGUGUGAUGGUGAAUCUUUCCUUCAUGGAGUCACCCCUAACUCUGUGGGAAGCGGCCGUUCUGGCAGACAAAAAAGUAUGAGCCAACAGUUCCUAAAUGUAUAAUAAAGCAGUGCUUCAUGAAAUACGUAAAUUCAGAGUGGAGAAGAGCCAAGUGUAAUCAGGUGGAUAAAUACGAUACUUUUAUAUAAUAUCCUGCUCUGAGCACUGUGCCUCGAGUUUUUUCUUGGGUUAUCCUGAGUAAUUCUCGACCAGAGCUGAGAGGAAACUUACUUGCAGUCACUUCGAGCCCCAUCCCAUCAAGAGGGUAAGGCGGUGACUUGCUUGCUUGUUCACCCCUCUCUUCCCCAUCCCUCAACCUUCCCCAUCCUCCCCUCACCCAAACAUCUACACUGGCCCACACACUAACACGCUGCUUACACUGCUAUCCUUCUGCCUUUCCUGUCUUCUUUUUCGGCAACUUCGCCUUCGGCGAGUAAACACAAGGCAUUUUGACCAUCCGGUAGCCCGUGUGGUUUUUUAAAAUCCGGCCGAUCUUUGCCUUGGGCCCUGUGUCCCCCUCACCACUCGAGGGUAGGCUAUCUUAGGGGCUGACCUUCAUAAGUCAGCUGACUUAGGAUGUUCAGGGCUACCACCAAGGAAAGCCUUUCUUGUUAAAGCAACUUCUGUGUCAGAUGUACCUUCCUGGACAUCAUGGCACGAAUACGAGUACGAAUACGUGUCGUUGACAAUCAAAAGUCUAAUAAAGAAAUUCUCGAAUGUAUUUGUUCAUAUUCAACUGUUGCUCCAGUGGAUGUUUUUCAAACCCACUCUGGGGCAGUACUUCUCCUCUCCUCUGAAGAAGAGUUACUCCAACCGCUUAAGCAUGAAGUUCUUGAGAAAUUGAAGACUUUGGGUAUCGUCCCCAUUGCACCUGAUGGCUAUCAAGCCCAACGAACUGUCUUUGUGGCGAGAAUUAACAGCUUCAUGGGAGACAGCUCUGUGGAGGAACUUAUUGCACAAUUUAAUCAGGAAAAUUCUGAAUUUAAGGUUCUCCAUGCGUAUAAAUUUUCUAAACAUGCCAGCAACCAGGUAACAUUAAAAUUAAUCCUGGAGACACCUGAUGCAGCCAAACUCGUAUGUCAAAAUGGUUUCAAAUGUUUUGGCACCAGAUGUACACCUGACCAAAUCUCUCUUGAACGGUUUGUUAGUGUUACACAGCGUUUCAAAUGUUAUGCAUUUGGCCAUACCACCAAUAAAUGCAGUAGCCAACCAACAAUUUGCAGCAUAUGCUCUGGUGAGCAUUCUUUUCUAGACUGCCAUGCCAAAACUAAUCCCAAGUGUGUCCUUUGCAAUGGAAAACACCAUGCUGUUUCCCCUAUCUGUCCUGAGAGGAAAAAGGCAACCCAGAAAAUUCUAGACGCCAAGAAACUAUCAAAUUCUUCGAAGACCGCUCCCCAGGUACCUCCAAUAAUGUCCGAGGAUUCUUUCCCGGCUCUGCCUGGAUCUAGUAGAACUCCUCGGGCUUCAUCUACCGGCUCCAAUGUUUGGACUUCUGCCCCUCCUGGAGUGCCCCACUCUCCCCCUAACCCUCACCUACAACACACAGCCACAAGGUUCUUUCUCACUCCCCAUGUCUCAGGAGUUCUCAGACGGGGAUAUGACGAGAGCUCAACUAAUGUACAUAUUGGCCAAGGAUAUAGCAGGUGGUGAUAUUCAACUCUGUUCUAAUGUUUUCAGUGAUUUGUUAAGGGCUAAUGGGAUCCGUCUGCAGCGCUGUAUAGCCCUUGUGGCUUAGCGCUUCUUUUUGAUUAUAAUAAUAAUAAUGGGAUCCGUCCCAUUAAAAUCCCAGACAAUGUUAAGUUUAUUAUGGCUCUGCCCCCUCAAGAUAGGAUGUAUGUGCCCUACUGAUACAGCUAGCAAGAUAAACGACUUCUUCUCAAACAUAGGAUCUAAUCUCGCCAGUAAAAUCCCACAUACCAAUGCCCGUGCCGGGGACUACCUAGAUG